This is a messenger RNA of Miscanthus lutarioriparius, 450 nucleotides long. The record is from the annotation of a GenBank genome assembly. Lineage: Eukaryota; Viridiplantae; Streptophyta; Magnoliopsida; Poales; Poaceae.
AUGGGGAAGGGAAAGGGGACGCUGCCUGCAAUCGAAUUGAUGAGUCGUAUCAAGAAGCAGAAAGAGAAGGGGAAGGAGAAAGAGAUGACGCGAAGGAGAAGAUGGGCGGGCACAUCUAGAGGAGGGGCACCUGGAUCUGCUCUCGGCGUUGGAGGAGGACACGCUGGAGCGGAGGCGCCGGCGACGACAGCGGCGGGCUGGCGGCGGCUGUCUUCUCCUUCCCCAACCGAGAGCAGUCACGGACUUGGGCGAGCACGGGAGAUGGAGAGGACGGGGAAGUCCCAACCCGCCCCAACCCCGCCACCACGCCGCAUGCCCCAUCCGCACCCUUUGCCUGCGCUUGGCUGCUCGUGCUGCUUGCCAUGGCCGUUGCGCUCGGCUGCUGCUGUUGCUUGCCAUGGUCACGCGCGCACCGAGGAGGAGCUCCGCCCACGGCUCGACUGCACCUAG